This is a messenger RNA of Gadus macrocephalus (Pacific cod), 2659 nucleotides long. Its product is annotated as chitotriosidase-1-like. Gene Ontology annotation, molecular function: chitin binding; chitinase activity. Gene Ontology annotation, biological process: carbohydrate metabolic process; chitin catabolic process. Lineage: Eukaryota; Metazoa; Chordata; Actinopteri; Gadiformes; Gadidae. The record is from RefSeq and is a predicted model, not a curated record. The transcript has 11 exons. Bases 88 to 1683 code for a protein of 531 amino acids. Gene Ontology annotation, cellular component: extracellular region.
GUUAAUUUUGUCUCGACCGAAAUCCAAGCUAUUUCUCUCCCGUUCACUUAUUUUGAAAGUUGACUCUUUCACAACUCUGGCAACAUCAUGAACAAGCUACAUCUACUAGCAGGUGUUUGCUUUGCCCUGGGCAGCGUGGUCUCCUCUUCUAGACUAGGGUGCUACUUCACCAACUGGUCCCAGUACAGACCUGGUGCUGGAAAGUUCCUUCCUUCUGAUGUAGACCCAAAUCUGUGCACGCACCUGAUUUAUGCCUUUGCUGGUAUGAACAAUGCUAAUGAGCUCGCUACUGUUGAAUGGAAUGACGAGGUGCUCUACAAAUCCUUCAACAAGCUCAAAGAAAGGAAUCCCCUCUUGAAGACACUGUUAGCCGUUGGAGGAUGGAAUUUCGGCACAGCAAAGUUUACAAAGAUGGUGGCGACGCCCGCCAGUAGAGGCACGUUCAUCCAGUCCUCCAUCAGCAUGCUGAGACUACACGGGUUUGACGGACUGGAUCUAGACUGGGAAUACCCUGGAGCGAGGGGAAGCCCCGCGGAGGACAAGCACAGGUUUACACUGCUCUGCAAGGAACUAAUGGAGGCUUAUGAAGCAGAGGCCACAGCCACAGGCCGUCCCAGACUGAUGCUUACUGCUGCUGUAGCUGCUGGGAAAGAUACAAUUGAUGGUGGAUAUGAAAUAGCACAGAUCUCGAAGUACUUGGACUUCAUCAAUCUUAUGACCUAUGACUUUCAUACUAGUGCGGAGAGCAAAGUAGCACAUCAAAGCCCGCUGUACAAGGGGACGCAUGAGACAGGAAAAGCUGCUCAGUUCAACACAGACUUUGCCAUGAAGUACUGGCGGGACCAGGGAGCGCCUGCAGCCAAACUGAAUUUAGGUCUGGCUACCUACGGCCGAGCCUUCCACCUGUCGUCUCCACUCAGUGAGUCCGGAGCCCCAGCCAACGGGCCCGCUGCUGCAGGCCCUUACACAAGAGAGGCUGGCUUCUGGUCUUACUAUGAGAUUUGCACUUUUAUCCAGCAAGGUGUGGUCCGGUGGCUAGAUGAUCAGCAGGUUCCAUAUGCCACCAAAGGAGCGGAGUGGCUGGGAUAUGACAACAAGGACAGCUUCAAGAGCAAAGUAGAGUACCUCAAAACCAACAACUAUGGAGGAGCGUUCGUUUGGGCUCUUGAUCUAGAUGAUUUCUCAGGACAGUUCUGCAAUCAGGGGAAAUACCCUCUGAUGAGCCACCUCCACGCUCUUCUGAGUUCAGAUGGGCCACUUCCCGUUCCCACUGCAGCGAUAACAGUCCCGACUUCAGAGCCACACGUCACUCACAGCAGCACCACCGCUAGCCCCGUCGGUAACGCCUCGCUUAAGACUACGGCUGCUGCCACUGCUGCCCCCACCACCACCACCACCACCCCCACCACUACCCCCACAACCAUCCCCACAACCACCACCACCUCCAACGCAACCCCCAAUCCCCCCACCACCACCACCACCCCCAACCCCAACCCCCCCACCACCACCACCUCCGCCCCUGUUCCCAGCACUGCGUUCUGUGCAGGCCAGCCAGACGGCCUCUAUAGCAAUGAUAAUGACGUCAAGUCCUUCUACCAGUGCUCCCAUGGGAUGACUUAUACACACAAGUGUCCUGCCAGCCUUGUCUUCAAGGACAGUUGCAAAUGCUGUAAUUGGGCCUAGGACCUAACAUUGAUAUCUGGCAUUUAAUGUACGCACUUUUUGUAUAUCGCACUUAGUUAUAGUACUUAGUUGUGUAGCAUCUUAUCCUAGCUAUCUUUGUAGUCUACGGGGAAUGGGUUAACUUAGAGAUUUUUUGUGCUCUGCACUUGGUUCUGUGAACAUCCUUACUGUACCGACAGAGAGAUAUUGUAUCACCUUCUUAGCACAAGUAUACUCAUUGUAAGUCGCUUUGGAUAAAAGUGUAAUAACUGAUUUGGCUCGAACUCACUUAUCCAAGUGCAAUAUCUGUUUACUUAUUUAACAAGGAACUACAUAAUAUGUAAAAUUGUGAAGUUUCAAAUGCAAAUUAUGUAAAAUUAUUUGAAGGUUUUGAUGGGGAACACAAUAUUCACUUAUGGUUGAUUGGUGAUUUCUGUGUAAUUCUCCAUUCAAAUAUGUCCCCCCCUUUUAAAAACGGGUCUUAGUCUUUAUUAAAUAUGUUUUCAAAUAAAGAUUUCAAAUACAUUUUUACUUUGAGUUGUACUACUGAAACACUGUUCUAUUGACCCCUUUACCUGCUCUGAUUCAAUAAACAUCAUACUUUAGAAAAAAAACGUGAGACAAGGACACACAGAAACAUGCAAGCUCAAUGUGUUUUAUCCAUGGAAAAUGAAACAGUAGCUUGUACUUUUCAGCUUGUAAUUAAAUAAUACAUUGCAACACACCACCAGCCACACACACAAGGGUGUCUGUUUCAGAAAGCCUGACAUGUAGUCUGUAUCAAAGUCCAUGCACAGAGAUCUUUUCUUUACUGUGAUCUCCUGGCAUUACCUGAAUAUACAACUGCCUGGCUGUCUAUAAAAUAGUAAAACAUUUAAGUAUGAGGCAAUAUAAAAAAACUCAAAGUAUGGAUGUUUUAACCAUGUUCUUAUCAAUAAUAAAUGUGUCAAGUAAAUUCAAUUGUUCAAAAUAAACUGCAAACCAUCCUUUUAAUUGA